AUGAAGACCGUGCUUUUAACAAUGGUUGUGUUGGGAUGCUGUGCAACACUCAACAGUGCUGGCAUGUAUCACUACCAUAAACAACCUGGACCACCGCCAUCCCAACCACAAUACCUGCCAAAUUAUGACGUCCCACCGCCACAAGAGUACGGAGCGGUCAAGCAUCAUUCCUGGGAAAAUAUGCCGUGGACUCCGAUCACAAAUUUCCCAUGGCCCGGACCGGAGUAUGUGCACGAGGUGCACUACGCACCACACUAUCAUGGCGGAGCAACAACGCCAUGCCCGAACAAGAAGCAUUACGUGACGAAGGUUACGACAACUACAACACACAAGCCAACAACAACGACCACCACUACCCACCGUCCCGUGGAAACGAAGAAGCCACAUCUGCUCGAGAAGCUGGGCAACACUCAUAAGCACUGA
This is a messenger RNA of Anopheles marshallii, 423 nucleotides long. RefSeq lists its product as uncharacterized. Lineage: Eukaryota; Metazoa; Arthropoda; Insecta; Diptera; Culicidae. The transcript is spliced from 2 exons. The coding region runs from base 1 to 423 and encodes 140 amino acids. The record is from RefSeq and is a predicted model, not a curated record.